Molecule: messenger RNA, 1468 nt
Organism: Aspergillus saccharolyticus JOP 1030-1
Lineage: Eukaryota; Fungi; Ascomycota; Eurotiomycetes; Eurotiales; Aspergillaceae
Product: polysaccharide lyase family 1 protein
Exons: 4
Coding region: 273-1415 (380 amino acids)
Molecular function (GO): pectate lyase activity
Source: RefSeq, a predicted model, not a curated record
UCGUUUCAUAUCGACCAUCCGUUCAAUCUCAUCUGACAUCCUGUAUUAGACCCACUGAACGAGAGAGAUGGUGGCUCAAUCCUCAUGAAUCCUGAAGUCAAACUAUAAAAGCCCUUCAAUACCUCCCCUCUAUAUGCCAGGUUCUCUCUUUCUCUUCCAACCCACUCUUUCCCUCUUUCUCUCCCUUUUUACCUUAGUCCUUCUUUCAGAACCUUUCCUUUUCUUUUCCCAGAUAGCUGGUCCUCUAUCUGUGCACUUUCCUUCCAUCCAUCAUGAAGUACACUGCUCUUUUCAGCGCUGCUGUCGCUGGUCUCGCCGGUUCUGCCGCUGCCGUCGGUGUCUCCGGAUCUGCUGAGGGUUUCGCCAAGGGCGUCACCGGAGGAGGUUCGGCUACGCCUGUGUACCCCUCCACCACUGACGAGCUGGUCUCCUACCUUGGUGACAGUGAGGCUCGUGUCAUUGUUCUCGAGAAGACCUUCGAUUUCACCGGCACCGAGGGUACCACCACCUCCACUGGUUGCGCUCCUUGGGGUACUGCUUCUGCUUGCCAGGUCGCCAUCAACCAGGACGACUGGUGUACCAACUACGAGCCCGAUGCUCCCUCCGUCUCUGUCACCUAUGACAACGCCGGUAUUCUCGGUAUCACUGUCGGCUCGAACAAGUCUAUCAUUGGUGUCGGUACCACCGGUGUGAUCAAGGGCAGGGGUCUCCGCCUUGUCAGCGGUGCUGAGAACGUCAUCAUUCAGAACAUUGCCAUUACCGACAUCAACGAGAAGUACGUCUGGGGUGGAGAUGCUAUCACCCUUGACGACGUCGACAUGGUCUGGAUUGACCACGUUACCACUGCUCGCAUUGGUCGCCAGCACAUCGUCCUCGGAACCUCUGCCGACAACCGCGUCUCUAUCACCAACAACUACAUCGAUGGUGUGACCGACUACUCCGCUACCUGCGACGGCUACACCUACUGGGGUAUCUACCUCGAUGGCUCCAGCGACAUGGUGACCCUCAAGGGCAACUAUAUCUACCACACCAGCGGUCGUUCCCCCAAGGUUGGAGGCAACACCCUCGUCCACGCUGUCAACAACUACUGGUACGACAACUCCGGCCACGCCUUCGAGGUCGGGUCCGGUGCCUACAUCCUUGCCGAGGGCAACGUCUUCCAGAACGUCGACACCAUCGUCGAGACCCCCAUCUCCGGCUCGAUGUUCUCCGUCCCCUCCACCUCCUCCGGCUCCUCCUGCACUGCCUCCCUGGGCCGUGCCUGUGUCAUCAACGGCUUCGGUAGCUCUGGCACCCUCGACGAGACUGACACUGAUUUCCUCACCAACUUCGCUGGCAAGAACAUUGCCACCGCUUCCGCUUACACCUCCGUCGCCUCCAGCGUCACUGCCAACGCUGGUCAGGGUAAGCUGUAAAGGAGAAGCUCAUUUGGUCUCUCUCCUUGUGAUACAGUUGAUAUUGAGUUUAG